AUGUCACGAAAUGAUGAACCAAAAGCGACCUUCGAUCACGGAAGGCUGGGCAAUCUUUCACCAAACGAAGUGAAGGCUCACUUUGCGCGAGCACUCUCUAGGCCCGAGAACGCGACAUGGUGGCCAUUCAUACGAGGCUACUCGAUCGGUUACGCUACGGAGGUCAUCCCUAGCUUGGUCAAAUUGCUUCUCGUCAGAUUGAUUAGCUUGUCCAGAAACCGUAAUCGAACGGGAGGAUUGGGGAGAUCAUUAUAUACUCUGAUUCGCAACAUGGUGCAGUUGAUUCUCAAAGGUUUCAGGCCUAAUGGAUUCGCUAUGGCUUGCGCGAUCGCGAUGGGGGGUGGAAGAUGGGGUGAAAGUGCUGUUCGGCCGACUAUGGAGCGACUCGUCAGGGCCAACAGAGUUGUGGCUAGAGUUUGCCGGCGAUUCAUACGCUUGCUUAAACGAAAACCGCUCGGCCGUUCAAUCAAAGAGGAUAAAGAAGAGAUUUGCUUGAGUGAACGUGAAACGCGCAUCCUCGACGUGAUUUCGACAUUUGCAUCCACCUCGAUUGCUUCGCUGAUUGCCAUCACAGUGCUUCAAACAACACAAACUCCCAAGCAGACCCAAUCUCCCCUAAAUCCAAUCACCACACCUUAUCCAACUAUCUCGACCAAACCCGAGGUCUCAUCUGCUAUACUGGUAGACGAAGGCUCACUAUCCCCCAACCCCCUAGCAUCCAGAUCAAAUCGAUCAGACUUGAAGCCUAAGAGGUUCCCACAGUCAUCAACUCUGGACUUGACCUUAUUCUUCACCGUCAGAGCCUUGGACACUAUCAUCCAGUUCAUCUACGCCUCAUACUCGUCUCCUUAUCUCGCACUCCUCAAGAGAUGCUCCGAUAUUAUUCUGUUCCAAUUGUCCUGCUGGAGGAUAAUGUGGUGCUGGUUCUACAAGCCCCAACGAUUGCCGCAUACGUAUGUCAAAUGGAUUACCGCGUUGGCUGAAAUGGACUAUCGGUUACUGAGAAUAAUCCGAUUAGGCAAAGCUGGAAAAUAUGUCUACGGACAGAAACCUUUGAGCGAUGAUAUUAGUGAAAUGGGUAGGGCAAUUGCAAGUAACAUGGGACUUGAGCCGAUGCUGGGUGACCCUGAGUUCAUUGACAAAUUGUCGUGUGAAAUUAUCCAUGGAAAGCUCGGAGCUUCUGAAAGCUGUCUAGUAAACUCUGGGAGAAGGUGGAUGAAAGCUUGGAGACGCGGAAUGGGUAUAUACUUGCCAGUUUUCACUGUCCCGGCAAUUCUCUUCAAUCGCGAAAAGUGGAUCAAUUCCCCGCUCAAGACCCUCUUCCACAUCCUCAUAGGCUCAUCGCGCUCGGCGGCUUUUCUGUCUACGUUUGUGGCCCUCACCUGGUCAGGUGUAUGUAUGGGUCGCUCCACCGUCGCCCAUGACCUUUUGAAUAUACUCCGUACAAACCCGGUAUCAACGACAUACAUGGAUUCCAACUUCGCCCCGCAAGUUGGCAGUUUUCUAGCCGGGUGGAGCAUCAUGAUCGAAAAUAAAAAGCGGCGAGGUGAAAUGGCCCUGUACGUGGCCAUGCGAGCACUUUAUGCUGCUAUUGACCACAUACUACCGGCGAGGUUACUCAAGAACAUCAAGCGCCACCAAUGGGUGUCAAUUUGGGUCGAGAGGUUGACGUUUGCAUUGUCAAUUGGUACCAUUACCAGCGCUGUCGUACAUGACUCCGCCCAUGUUCGAGGUAUUGUCAAAGGUAUCAUGACUUUCGCGGUCGGACCGCAUUGGCAAGAUCGAUAUUCUCCCUCCAAGAUCCGGCCGAUCACCCCGACAGAUAAGAAGGAUGAGAAAAUCAGUGUACAGAACUCAACUACGUCGUAA
Molecule: messenger RNA, 1869 nt
Organism: Melampsora larici-populina 98AG31
Lineage: Eukaryota; Fungi; Basidiomycota; Pucciniomycetes; Pucciniales; Melampsoraceae
Exons: 3
Coding region: 1-1869 (622 amino acids)
Source: RefSeq, a predicted model, not a curated record